Molecule: messenger RNA, 390 nt
Organism: Aspergillus japonicus CBS 114.51
Lineage: Eukaryota; Fungi; Ascomycota; Eurotiomycetes; Eurotiales; Aspergillaceae
Exons: 1
Coding region: 1-390 (129 amino acids)
Source: RefSeq, a predicted model, not a curated record
AUGUUUUACAAUGCUCUGAUCCGCACCCAUCACAUCACCUCGCGCAAGAAGGUCUCCGCCCUGAAAAGGGCAGCCGACAUGCACAAUUGCUUCGUGCUGCUACGUUCCGGAGGUUGUCCAGGGAUUAUGUAUGUGGAAGCGAGAGACAAAGACGCCGUCGAGUCGUGGGUGAAUGUUGUGCGGAAUUUGAGGUAUAAGGAUUUUCAGCUGGUCACUCGACCGGGGCUGUUGAAGGUUGAGUAUGAACCAAACAGCGCUGGAAAUCUGGCCAACCACCCUAAUCAACGGCCUGGCGUCUCUGAAGUUGACUCAGUCAAGGAAUUUGGGGGCCUGAUGGAGCAGCGGGGGGUGUGGAAGUGGUGGAGAAAGGGAAUGGGCUAUCUGAGUUGA